Messenger RNA from Kluyveromyces marxianus DMKU3-1042, 939 nucleotides. RefSeq names its product glucan 1,3-beta-glucosidase (gene BGL2). NCBI's taxonomy places the organism in Eukaryota, Fungi, Ascomycota, Saccharomycetes, Saccharomycetales, Saccharomycetaceae. Gene Ontology annotation, cellular component: extracellular region; cell surface; fungal-type cell wall. The record is from RefSeq and is a predicted model, not a curated record. Bases 1 to 939 code for a protein of 312 amino acids. Gene Ontology annotation, molecular function: 1,3-beta-glucanosyltransferase activity; glucan endo-1,3-beta-D-glucosidase activity. The transcript has a single exon. Gene Ontology annotation, biological process: carbohydrate metabolic process; cell wall organization.
AUGCGUUACUCUACACUCGUUAGUGCCACUUUGUUGGCAGCCGCUUCUUCAGUUGCAGCUAUUGGUGAUCUUGCGUUCAACCUUGGUGUGAAGAAGAAUGAUGGUACAUGUAAGGAAAAGGACGAUUAUCUUUCAGACUUCCAGACUUUGAAGGCUUACACCAGCAAGGUUAAGGUGUAUGCUGCUUCUGACUGUAACACUUUGCAAAACUUGGGUCCAGCUGCUGAAGAAGCUGGGUUCACGAUCUUCUUGGGUGUUUGGCCAACGGAUGCCAGCCAUUUCGCUGAGGAAAAGGCUGCUUUGUCUCAAUACUUGCCAAAUCUAAAGACCUCUACCAUCGAGGCCUUUUUGGUUGGUUCCGAAGCUUUGUACCGUGACGAUCUUUCUGCUUCUGACUUGGCCAAUGCCAUCAAUGAGAUCAGGGACUACGUCAAGGACAUCAAGGGUUCCGACGGUAACUCGUUCGGUGACAAGCAAGUUGGUACUGUGGACUCAUGGAACGUUUUGGUUGACGGUGGUUCUGCUCCAGCUAUCCAAGCCUCUGACUUUGUGAUGGCCAACGCCUUCUCUUACUGGCAAGGUCAAACCAUGGAGAACUCUUCUUACUCGUUCUUCGAUGAUAUCAUGCAAGCUUUGCAAACCAUCCAAUCUGCCAAGGGCUCCACCGACAUUACUUUCUGGGUUGGUGAGACCGGCUGGCCAACCGACGGUACCAACUACGAAAGCUCCUACCCAACCUUGGACAACGCUAAGCAAUUCUGGGCUGAAGGUAUCUGCGCUAUGAGAGGCUGGGGUAUCAACGUCGCUGUUUUCGAAGCCUUUGACGAGGACUGGAAGCCAAACACCUCCGGUACUUCCGAUGUCGAAAAGCACUGGGGUGUCUGGACCUCCGACCGUGACUUGAAGUACUCUCUAGACUGUAACUUCAGUUCCAACUGA